This is a messenger RNA of Diabrotica balteata, 2279 nucleotides long. The record is from the annotation of a GenBank genome assembly. Lineage: Eukaryota; Metazoa; Arthropoda; Insecta; Coleoptera; Chrysomelidae.
AUUUACGCUUACUACGCUACCCGCUGCUACCCGUCAACCGUUAAACUGAAAUGUUUGGACGACUCCGACUCUGAUACUCCGAUACCGAUAAUAUUCAUUCAACUUCCUUGCGGUAUGCGGUGGCGUUAAAAUGAAAAGGCGUGUAUUUCAGAAAUAAAUAUACAUUUCUUCUGACUUAAAAUGAUGAAUACAAAUAUAUUUGUUUGAUAUUUUCCAAAUAAGCAGAUGUGGCGGACAGUUUUUCAUUCAAAGUAAAAAUUGUGUCUAAUAAUAUUAUAUAGUUUAUAUUGUUAACCCAGUGUGUAAAUUGUGACAGUGGUUAUAUUGCAUAGAAAAAGCAAAAAAUUUGAAAAAUGAGUUCUGCAGCACCGAUUGAACAAUUUGAACAAGAGGAUCUCUUAAAUAAAGAUCAGGCGGGGAAUUCUGUUGCUAUAGUUAGAAAUCAGGAAAAAUUUAGAUUUGGGCGUAGUAGAAUUCCUGUCCGUUUCUGGAUAGGAGUGAUGGUUUUCUGUACGACGUAUAUAAAUUAUGCAACGAGAGUUAAUAUGGCGAUAGCAAUUAUCUCUAUGACAAAAGGUAAAUCAAAGAAGACGCCGGAAUGUCUGCUAGACGAUAUUACCACUUCGUCGGGUACACCAAAGGGUUUACCAGAUUAUGGACCAAGAUACGAUUGGGAUGAGCACAUUCAAGGAAUAAUACUUGGUAGCUACUUUUGGGGCUACACCAUAUUUUCACUACCAGCGGGAGCUAUUUCUGAGUUAUGGGGGCCAGCAAGAGUUAUAUUUUGGACCACAAUAGUAUCGCUGAUUUUAAAUUCUGUCUGUGUUCCAGCAGCUAUGGGUCAUUAUGGAUUGCUGGUUGCUUGUAGAUUUCUCAUUGGAUCAGCAGGUGGAUUGGUGUAUCCAGCUCUGCAGGUAUUAAUAGCAAAAUGGUCCCCACCAGCCGAAAAGGGUCGGUUCGUGGCCGCUUUGAUGGGCAAUACCUUAGCGACAUGUGUAACGUGGCCUUUAGUCGGUGUGGUUAUUACCAACUUGGGUUGGGGCUGGGGAUUCCAUAUUAUCACAAUACAACUAGUUGCAUUUUGUAUAAUUUUCUACAUUGUCUGUGCCGAUAGUCCCGAUGAACACACAUGGAUUUCCGAACGGGAGGUUGCUUUUAUAAAAGAAGCUCAGGGGGCAUCAGUUACUAAGAAAAAGCAUGCACCUCCAUACAAACAGAUUUUCCUGAGUUUUCCCUUUUGGAUCUUAAAUAUUUUGCAUUUCGGAAAUUUGUGGGGUCUCUAUUUACAACUCCAGAGCGUACCCAAAUUCAUGGCAGAAGUUAUUGGUUUUAGUCUUAAAGAAGCAGGAAUAUUAGGAGCUCUACCUCAUCUAACGAGAAUGAUCUUUGGUAUGGCGUAUGGGUUCAUUGGAGAUAAAUUAAAGAGGAAUAAAAUAAUGUCUCCAAAAGCUAUAAGAAAAUCGUUUAUUCUAGCAUCUCAUAUUAUACCUGGAAUAUUGAUGAUAUGUGUCAUUUUCAUUGGUUGCAAUUGGGUGCCAUUAAUAGUUUUAUUAACGCUUAGUAUGGCUAUUAAUGGAGCAGCUGUAUUAACCAAUUUACAGAACCCUCAAGAUCUCGCACCCAACUUUGCAGGUUCUAUUUUCGGAAUUAUUAGUUGUAUAGGUGGUACUACUGGAUUCUUAGUGCCUGCGAUUACAGGAGCAUUUAUUCACAAUAACAACGGCUUGAAGGAAUGGUCUUAUACGUUCAUACUCGGCGGAUGCGUGUACAUUGGAACUGGAAUAAUAUUUAUCUUGUUUGGUAGUGUUGAGGAGCAACCAUGGAAUAGGAUUGCAGAUACAGAAAAUAAUUAGAAAAUCUUAAAUCAGUACAAAGUGUUGAUGUCAACUGGUUUUCUUUAAUUGUGUAGACCUCUUUAAAUGGUUAAAAUUAUAGCUAGCAUUACAUCAGAACUAUUUUUGAGAAAUUUUAACAAUUUCAGCUGAUAGCCCUGUUGCUUGAUAAGGCAUUUGCCAAAUAUUUUAUAUAAAUUUACAUGGUAACUAUAUGACUGAUCCCCAGGCUAACAACGAUCUUUUUUAUAUUAAAUUAGAAAAUAAAAGAAAUGAAUAAUUUAAAAAGAAAAGUCUUAUUCUUUCCAUAAUCGCGUUUUCUUUUAUUUUUUAAUAUUCAAAAAUUAAUUUUACUACUUUCUUGUAUACCUCACAAUUUAUGUACGCAAAUAUACAUAUCUUUUUUCUUUGUACUCUUAUUUUAAUAAAAACAAAAGCUUGGUUUUA